AGUUCAAUUUCGAACGCACAUGCGCUGCAGUACUUUAAGUCUGUUACUUACUGCGGCGAAGAGUACUGCAGGCAUGAAUGUGCGAUAGAUAACGACGACUAAAUCAUAUUAGGGUUAAUGUCGGCAGCAGAAUAAUUCUACGGACAGAUCAGCAUUUAAAACAAUAUUGAAAAUACGAUAAACAAACGGAAGUAACAAAAUCCUAAACCAAGAUGCUCGAGUCCGAGUUCGACUGGUCUGAGGGCAAGCGGGGCAGCUUCUCGUGGCUGGAUUACGUGGUGUUCGGAGGGAUGCUGGUGCUCUCCCUCGCCAUCGGCAUCUUCUACGCCGUCAGGAGCCGCAAGAAGUCCAACGACGAGUUCCUCCUGGGCAGCAGCAGUCUGACUUGCUUCCCCGUAUCCAUGUCUCUCCUGGCCUCCUACAUUUCUGCAAUCCUCGUGCUUGGCGGGCCCUCCGAAGCCUACUACCACGGUGUGCAGUGGUGGGUCAUCUGCAUCGGCCAGGUAGCCCUUCCUGUGGCGGCUACCGUCUUCAUGCCUUUCUUCUACGAACUCAGACUCACUUCGAUCUACGAGUACCUGGAGCUGCGUUACUCGUCGCGCCUCGUCCGCUUCGUCGCCGGCGGGAUGUUCGUGAUUCAGAUGCUCCUGUAUCAGGCGGUGGUGAUCUACGCCCCCGCCCUCGCCCUCGCCUCCGUCAGCGACUUCCCUCUGUGGGCGUCUGUGAUCUCCGUGGGGCUUAUCGCCUCCGUCUAUACAGCUAUUGUGAGUUGUUGUUGUCCUAGAGAGAAACAGAGCGACAGAUACACCCAUUCCUACAUACCUACAACCCCUUUUCUCUCUAUAAAGUACCUGGAGCUGCGUUACUCGUCGCGCCUCGUCCGCUUCGUCGCCGGCGGGAUGUUCGUGAUUCAGAUGCUCCUGUAUCAGGCGGUGGUGAUCUACGCCCCCGCCCUCGCCCUCGCCUCCGUCAGCGACUUCCCUCUGUGGGCGUCUGUGAUCUCCGUGGGGCUUAUCGCCUCCGUCUAUACAGCUAUUGGCGGUUUGAAAGCCGUGGUCUGGACUGACGUUCUGCAGUUGUUCAUCCUGAUUGCCGGUCUCUUCGCCAUCAUCAUUAAGGGCCUCUAUGACAUGGGAGGCUUCGGGCCCGUCUGGGACAUCGCCGUCAAGCAUGACCGAGCUGGUCCUCAGAUUUUCACAUACGGGUUUUAUCCGCUUCAACGUCACACUGUCGCCAACAUUGCAAUCAGCUCCAUCGUCGGCAAGCUAUCUCAGUACGCGUGCACUCAGACCACUGUCCAGCGUUACGCCAGCAUGAAGAGUCUCACCCAUGCCUACGCGUCCAUAUUCCUCGUCAUGCCUUUCUUCAUUCUGCUAAUCUCUCUCACCAUGGUAGCAGGGAUCGUAAUGUUCGCGACGUACGAGGGCUGCGACCCCCUGGCGGCCGGACUCAUCACCAAGAAGGACCAGAUCCUGCCCUUCUACGUCAUGGAUCGCCUCAGCUCCAUCCCGGGGCUUCCGGGGCUCUUCGUGGCCUGCAUCUUCUCCGGCGCCCUCAGCACCAUCUCCUCGGGCGUGAAUUCCCAGGCUGCCGUCACGUGGGAGGACGUCUUCUCCAGGAGGCCGAGCUGCGCCAAGCUCUCGAAGACGUCGCAAGCCUGGAUCACUAAGUUUUUGGCCUUAGGUUACGGGAUCCUGGCGAUGGGUCUGGCUUUUCUCGCGGGCCACAUGGGCGGGGUUCUCCAAGCCGCCAUUGCCGUGACGUCAUCGGUAGCGGGUCCUAUGUUGGCCUGCUUCAUCAUGGCACUCUUCCUCCCCUUCACAAACUAUAAGGGAGCGAGCGCGGCACUGAUCGUGGGCACAGCUGUAGCCCUAGGAUUCAGCUUCGGUGCGACGGCCCUGGGCAUCAAACCUGAGCUCCUGCCGUCGCCCACUGAUGCGUGCCCUGCCAACAUCACGCUGCCGCCGCCCCCUGAUGUUCCCCCCGUCAGAGUAUCCAGCCUAAACUAUCCUGAGAAGAUCCUGGGCUUAUCCUAUACGCUACUCGGCCCUCUAGGUUUGGUUGUAGGACUGUUUGUUGGGAUCUUUGUCAGCCUUAUGACAGGUCGAUCUCGAGGCGUCCGUGUAGAGAGGUCACUCGUGCAUAAGUGGGUCAGAUGGACCCUCCCUGACCCCAACAAGGUCACAGCUCAGGUCAAAGCUCACUCCUACAGCAACAAACUUUCGACGCAGUUUUAGGAUUUGUUAUUUGUUAUUCAGUGAUAAUAUGUCAUAAUAUUGGUUCUAAUAUUAAGAGAAAAAAUAUUAUUUUAUGCACUGAAAUACUUUCGAUAGUUAAAAGAAAAUCUAAAUUUACACACUGAUAUAUAACUGUGUUAUGUGUGAAUAUGAAAUUAUUAUCGUUGAAGAAU
Molecule: messenger RNA, 2410 nt
Organism: Penaeus indicus
Lineage: Eukaryota; Metazoa; Arthropoda; Malacostraca; Decapoda; Penaeidae
Product: sodium-coupled monocarboxylate transporter 1-like
Exons: 13
Coding region: 213-2237 (674 amino acids)
Biological process (GO): transmembrane transport; sodium ion transport
Cellular component (GO): membrane
Molecular function (GO): symporter activity
Source: RefSeq, a predicted model, not a curated record